AUGAUUCCUGCUGAAGAGGUAAUUGCAUUAGGAGAAAAAUGGAAGGUAAAAGAGGUAAUAGUGAGGAUGGUGGCAGAUUGCUUAUCAAAAAAUGUAAAAAUUUCUACUGUUUAUUAUGUUUGCAGCAUGAUAAACAACACCACCUGCUGCCUACUGAUCCAAUCAUUUGCCAGUACACGAAUAGAAUUGGCAAAACAUAAAACAAAAUUUGAAUGUGCCUUGAGUAAUGAAGUAAUAUUUCACCUUAUUUAUUUCAAUUUCGCAUAUCAAAGUAUUCAAAAAACAAGUUCAAUUAACACUUUAAUUCAAACAUUAUUUUGUUGUCAGUCGUCCCUAUUCCAUUCUGUCACAUUUUCCCUUCCAAAAGCCCCGCCAUCGUACACGUCCUGCAAAAGAUGCAUGAUCAGCAAAAACUCCACCCCAUUUGGUAUUGGACAGCAUCAUAUAGUCAAUCUGGCUAGAUGGGAGCCGAAACAUUCGUUUUUAUUUCAAAUUUUUUUAAGUUUCCAACAUGUUCUUGAUUGA
Molecule: messenger RNA, 525 nt
Organism: Echinococcus granulosus
Lineage: Eukaryota; Metazoa; Platyhelminthes; Cestoda; Cyclophyllidea; Taeniidae
Exons: 4
Coding region: 1-525 (174 amino acids)
Source: RefSeq, a predicted model, not a curated record